This is a messenger RNA of Dissoconium aciculare CBS 342.82, 841 nucleotides long. RefSeq lists its product as uncharacterized. Bases 109 to 546 code for a protein of 145 amino acids. Lineage: Eukaryota; Fungi; Ascomycota; Dothideomycetes; Mycosphaerellales; Dissoconiaceae. The transcript is spliced from 2 exons. The record is from RefSeq and is a predicted model, not a curated record.
CCAGCUGAUCCCUUCACUGCUACGAUUGGCCACAAUCGUCGUUGCUGUCGCCGCCUCGCCAUUUCCGACGCCUCACGCAGGCAUUGAGCCAGAUCCAAUCCCGCCGACAUGUAUUUUGCGAUGCGCCUCCUCGUUCUGGGACUGGCCCUCCUGACGGGCGUCGCACCGGUCCAGGCUGCAUCAACGACGACCAAGAACACCACCGACAUGAAGCCCUUCAGCCACUGGAUGCCGACCGGCGGGAAAUGCGUCAUGACCGGCGUCGGCACCUGGCUCUGUAAGAGCCUGCCCAAGCAAGACAUCAAGCGCGUGCGCAACGGCACCUGCAUCUCCACGGGGCCCGACUUCCUCUCGUGCGGGCCCGGCGCCGUCCCGCUGAAUUCGACGAGCUGCGUCCCUUCGGGCCCGUUCGUCUUCCGCUGUGGGCGCGAGGAUCUCCUCGUCGACAAAUACUUCUGCCUCGAGGCGUGGGAGGGGGUCCACAUGUGUAAAGAGGAGAAGCCGCUGGCGGUGAUGCCCAAGGUGCCAGGCGCUCUAGGCGGAUGAGUGGGGUUGUGGGUGGUGGCGGCGGCGAAGGAGUGGUGGGAAAAGACGGGCGAGGAUACAAGCAGGCUGCGACGGGUCUAUUGGCAUGAGCGAAUCUGCCCAGCCGAGGUUUGCCCUUUGCCUUUGGCUACCAAGUUACAAGAUGGAAUAAGAGCACGGAUGAGAGUGCCGCUCCCGGGGAGGAAGAGGAGAGGGGCGUAAUCAGUCGGGAGAGAAUGGCUCCAUCCGAGUCCGGGCGAGCUGUGCGUGUCGGGUUCUGCGCGUGUGCGGGAGAAUUUUUUCGCAGAGAGAGAGA